Mya arenaria is the source of this 3488-nucleotide messenger RNA. Its product is annotated as diacylglycerol O-acyltransferase 1-like. The transcript is spliced from 14 exons. NCBI's taxonomy places the organism in Eukaryota, Metazoa, Mollusca, Bivalvia, Myida, Myidae. Gene Ontology annotation, biological process: triglyceride biosynthetic process. Gene Ontology annotation, cellular component: endoplasmic reticulum membrane. Gene Ontology annotation, molecular function: diacylglycerol O-acyltransferase activity. The coding region runs from base 201 to 1628 and encodes 475 amino acids. The record is from RefSeq and is a predicted model, not a curated record.
CGCUUACAUCAACGAAUUGACAUAAAUUAUCUGUCUAAAAUCCGCAUUUUUUUUAAAUCAUACAAAAAUGGCGUGAAGCUGGUAGAAGUAAUUAUUGGAAAUAAAUUUUGUUUCUAAUUGUUGUUGUUAUUUUAAAUUCACUUAAAGUACUGAUAUGCGAUUUAUAUAAGCGACAUUGCCGGUUACUUCCGGGUUUUAAAAUGUCCACUUCACCAAAACCUCGAUUACGCCGUACACAAAGUUUCAACAAGGUACAGGACAUCGGGAAUGACAACAAGAAAGAAGUUUCUCUACCCCAUGGAAAAACGAUUCACAGACAUGCAGACUCUCUAUUCAGCACAUCAAGUGGCUUCAACAAUUACAGAGGGCUCCUUAAUCUCUGUAUCAUAUUACUGGCUCUAUCAAAUGCAAGAUUAUUCUUGGAAAAUAUCAUCAAGUAUGGUAUCUUGAUAGAUCCAGUGCGCUGGAUUCAGAUGUUCCUCAACCAACCAUACAGUGAGGCAAAUGUUGCACUUAUCAUUGGCUCAAAUGUGUUCAUCCUUAUCAUGUAUGGUACAGAGAAGGCUAUCCUAAAGGGCUGGUUGUCGGAGCGGUUGGCCCUGAUUGGCCAGUCCCUCACGCUGAUGCUCUCCAUCAUCGUCCCUGCGGGCGUCAUCCUCACCCUUGAGGCAAAUCCAUUGAUAUCGACUGUGAUUCUGGGUAUGUACUCGUGUGUGUUUUUGAAGCUGGUAUCGUACGCCUCCGUUAACUUAUGGUGUCGUCAAGCCACAUCACCAAAGAGGCUUCGUGUUCGACGCAGCAAGUCCAUAUCCUAUGAUGGAUCUAGUAUUGCCAAUGGGAAGGAGGAGACAAUGCUUGUUAAUUACCCAGAUAACUUAAACCUGAAUGAUCUGUACUACUUCAUGUGUGCUCCAACACUCUGUUACGAACUCAACUUUCCACGCUCACUUAGAAUCAGGAAAAGGUUCCUCAUCAAGAGAUUUGUUGAAAUGCUGUUCCUGAUUCAACUGAUUGGUGCCUGUAUCCAGCAAUGGGUUCUCCCCCUUGUCCACAACUCUCUUAAGCCUCUCAGCGACAUGGAUGCAGCCCGUGUGAUAGAAAGGCUUCUUAAACUUGCCAUACCCAACCACUUUAUAUGGCUCAUGUUCUUCUACUGGUUUUUCCACUCCACGUUGAAUGUUAUAGCGGAGGUUCUGAAGUUUGGGGACAGGGAAUUUUACAAGGAUUGGUGGAACAGUGACACAGUUAACAGCUUCUGGUCCAACUGGAAUAUCCCAGUACAUAGAUGGGCCACAAGGCAUCUAUACAAGCCAUUGCUGAGGCGAGGCUUUUCCAAGUUACAGGCAUCUGUUGCAGUUUUUAUGUUGUCAGCUUUUUUCCAUGAGUAUUUGGUGUCAGUACCGCUGCACAUGUUCAAACUCUGGGCAUUUAUGGGCAUGUUGGGCCAAGUACCUCUAGCUAUAGUGCAGGUGAAAUACAUCCAUGGAAAGUAUGGAAACAUGGUUGUCUGGUUAUCACUGAUACUUGGACAGCCAAUUGCCAUUCUAGCCUAUUACCAUGACUUUUACAUAAAUAGCCAGGCAUAUGUGGCAUUCAACAUACCAGCCAAUCAGACUGACGGAAUUUAGUCAUGGGAUUUUGUCUCAGCCAAUCAGACAGAACAAUUUGUGUCAGGUGACUGUCAAAUGAUUUUUAUUAGAUGGCACGGUCAAUGAAACAGAAGGAUUUUCAUAAAUCUUUUACAUGUCAUAGACAUUUUUUCCCCAUUUUUAUGAGAAAGAUCACUCCCUGAAUGACCAGUAAAUGUUACAAAUUAUUUGUGUAAUUGAUUAAUUGAUUUGUGUAAUUGAUUAGUGUAAUUGAUCGCAUGCAUUUAAAUUCAUUUUGAAGGAAUAUUUUGUGUUAUAUCUUUCCAAUCAUGUACUAUAGGUGAGCAAAACCAAGGAGGUGUUUGCAAUGUACAGUGUUAUUUGGUUAACUUUGUUUGUUUAACACAUGACUUUUUAUAUAAAUCAUUUUUGCUAUAUGAUGAUUUUAAGUUUGGUAGCUGGUCUAUAGUUCGAAAUUUUCUUCUUGGUAUAAUAUUUUGUUUUGCUGCAUUGCAUAUUAAUUCUUUUUGCUAUGUUUAGUAACACAUUUCAAUUUUAUCACUUAAAAUUUUAAAGUAAUUAUAUUAAAUAUCUUUUCAAUGAACAUAACUUUAAAUGUAUCACUACUUCUUUAAUUAAAAAUUCCUGUUCACCUCGAACUGUGCUUCAAAUUGGGUGGUACGCUUUACAAGUUUUCACUAUUGAUUAGCAAGCCAUUUAAUAAGUGAAUUAUGUAUAACAAGUUAAUAUUUGAGGAUCAGACUAUUGUACCAUGUUUGAAAGUGUUUUCUUUGUUUUCAUCUAUACAUUAAGUCCCGUACAGCAAAGGUAACAAAAUCCCUAUACAUUGAAUGCAGAUAAAUUACAAUGCUAUUCAUUUAUAUGCAUGCUAGGUAUCAAAUGCUGCCCUCAACAACAUGGUACAAAACAGUUACUUUACCCACAACCCUCAUGAUUGAAAUUAUAAAGCUCGUCCUACGCACUCAUGUAAAAUUUCAAAAACUUGGGUAGCUGGUGCAGUAACUAUUACCUAUUCAAUGUUUAAGAUACUACUAGUAUUUUGUGAUCAAGGUGCUGAUUUUGUUAAAAACUUAUUUCUCCUGAAAUACUUCUACUUCUAUGUUUUCUAUGUCAUUUGUUACUUAUGUUCUUAGAGAUGAAAUACAGUACAGUCUGAUCAGACUGCAUUCAUCAAUUUUAUAUAUGUAUUCAUUUAAUUUUAUGUUGAAUGCAAACGAAAAUUAAUUUGCUUCUUUCUAAAUGAAAUCACAUAAAAUAACAGAUUUUUCUUUUAAUCUUAGCCUGUAUUUUCUCUAGACCAAGAACAUAUAUGUAGGUACUUACUUUGCCAAGGUUUUGUUUUCAAGUUCUUUAUAUAGUCUGUGCUAUGUUAACUGCUUCAAAAUGCUUCAAAGGUUUAUAAGCUACAUAUGUGUUUAAAACAGUCACUGCCUGUUUGUAUCGACUAGCAGGCUCGUUCUUGAAAUGCUCCAGUAUGCCCAAUGCAUGCAUAUAAUUCAGAAAAAUGAUUGCUAUAUGAUAUAUAUGUUCUGAUAAUUAUGCUUUUGUUGGUUUUUGAUGUACAUUCACCACAUAAGUUAACAAUGUAAAUGUUCCAGUAUGUAUGUAGGGGUAGACAUUGUACUGCUGAAAACUACAUGUAACUUAAAUCCAAAUCCAAAUAACAUUACUAGUUGCAGCUUGGAGAAAACAUAGUUUUGUUACACUAUUCUUUAUGCUUUAUUUUUCAUUGUUCUAGAAUUUGAAUUAGUCACUUGUUAUACACAUUUUAUUUGAAGAUAUAGAUGUUAACUUAUUAUAUUAUUUAGCUUCUUUUGUGUUACUUUAAGAAAAUAUUACAUGUGCUGUGCCAUGAUGAAUAAAAAUUCUUGAGAUUUU